GUGAGUGUUCAAGCGUCCAUUUAUCUAACUAUAUAUAAUCAAUGCACCAAGUCACAUUAUCAUUUUUCUGAACUCUUCUUCUCAAGUCUCUCGCAUUCUUCUCUCUGGUUCAUACUCUCUCUGUUUCAUCUUCUCUCUCGUUCAUACUCUCUCUGUUUCAUCUUCUAAGAUGAACAAUCCAGCUGAAGUUGAAAUCCUCCUUAAGGAUUUGUCAUUCCAACAGGGUGAAAUUGAUAAAAAGAUCAAGAAAUUGGAAUCGAAAAUCAACAGCUAUGAUAGGAAAAUGAAAAGAACGGAAGACAAAAUGCCAGACCUAUUUAAAGUUGCUGAAGAAAAUCAUCAGCAAGAUGAAGGAGUCCAAGAUGUAGGUGAGAUGGCUCCAAAUCAGGCACAUAAUGAUGUAGGUGAGAUGGCUCCAAAUCAGGCACUCAAUGAUGUAAGAGCCCAAGAUAUAGGUGAGAUGGCUCCAAAUCAGGCACAUAAUGAUGUAGGUGAGAUGGCUCCAAAUCAGGCACUCAAUGAUGUAAGAGCCCAAGAUAUAGGUGAGAUGGCUCCAAAUCAGGCACACGUAGGAGCCCAAGAUGAUGGCUUUGCAAAAUUGAUGGCGGCGAAACUGUUACUAAAAAUUCCUGAUGAUGCGUGGAUGGAGCAAAGCGAGCAAGAGAAAGAUGUUGGAUAUGCCAAUUUUGAUGAAUUAGACCCAAGUGAGCUAUAUGGGAAACGGUAUGAGAAAGAGAAAAAGGUUGGAUAUGGCCGUAAGGGAUAUAAAUACUUAUAUGAGAAAGCCCGUCAGGCAGACAAUGAUGCAGGAGCUCAAGAUGAUGAUUUUGGUGAAGCGUUGGCAGCGUUACUAAAAAUUCCUAAUGAUGGAUGGAUGGAGCAAGGCGAGCAAGAGAAAGAUGCUGCAUAUACCGAAUUGGAUGACUUAGACCCAAGUGAGCUAUAUGGGAAACGGUAUGAGAAUGAGAAAGAUGACGGAUAUGGCUGUGAGGGAUAUCGAUACUUAGAUCAAAACGCUCGAGUACAGAUUGCAAAGAAAGGACUGGGUGAAAAUGCUGAAAUUGUAAUUGGUGCAAAGGUUGUUGCACAAGUUCCAGACGACCAACCUUUGGAGACUACUGCUCCAGUUCCCGGGAACCAGUUUAAUACCCAAGUUCUUUACAGUGAAAUCUAUGAUGAAAUGGAUCAAUGUGGCGACAAUUUCUCCUUAGAGAAUUUUGUGGACAGUAAUGUGAACUCAUCUGAAACAGAACAUGGUAUGCUUGAGAAUGGCAAACAGGAAAUAGCAAAAAUCAUGAAAAAGAAGAAACUGGCUCAGGAGAUAUUACAAGUUCUGUACCCCCAACAGCUUCGAAUUUCACAGGAAAUCGAAAAAUUAACCAAAGACAAUUAAUGUACACCUUCAUAUUUUUGUUGAUCAUUGUCUUCUUGAAAGUCUAUAGAUGGUCGCUGAUGUAGUACAUGUACAUGUACAUGUUUUAGCUUUUUAAAGGAUAGGAUUUUCAUUUUUCUUUGUGUAAAGACAUGAUUGCUACUUUCCUCGACAUAAAUACACAAAAUCUUUUACAGUAAUGUUUUUACUACAUUACUAUAGUAAUGUUAUUAUUA
This is a messenger RNA of Lathyrus oleraceus (garden pea), 1608 nucleotides long. RefSeq lists its product as uncharacterized. The transcript is spliced from 4 exons. NCBI's taxonomy places the organism in Eukaryota, Viridiplantae, Streptophyta, Magnoliopsida, Fabales, Fabaceae. The record is from RefSeq and is a predicted model, not a curated record. Bases 170 to 1393 code for a protein of 407 amino acids.